Mytilus trossulus (common blue mussel) is the source of this 1206-nucleotide messenger RNA. RefSeq names its product kinesin-like protein KIF15. The record is from RefSeq and is a predicted model, not a curated record. Bases 1 to 1206 code for a protein of 401 amino acids. NCBI's taxonomy places the organism in Eukaryota, Metazoa, Mollusca, Bivalvia, Mytilida, Mytilidae. The transcript has a single exon.
AUGAAAGAAGUUGAAGAUUUAAAAGUGACUUUUGAGAAUCAACUAUGGGGUAAGUCAGCAGAGAUAGAGGAAUGCCUUGCUGAACUCCAAAAAACAAAAGAUAAUUUUCAAAGAGAAGUGGAGAAGUAUCAGCUGGAAAGGAAUAACAGUCAAACAGAGUUGAGUUUUGAAAAUACACAAAUUAAAGAGGAAAUGAGUGAGAUUCAACAUCAGUAUGAGAGUACAAUGGCAGAAAAAGAAGGUAAUUUUUCAGAACGAAUGGAGAGCAUGCAACUGGAAUGUCAAACAUUAAUGGAUAAAGUCAUGGAACAGGCUCAAGAGAUGGAUAAAGAAAGAGAAAGGAGCAAGGAGCAAUAUAAGCAGAUGAAGCAAAGGGAUUCAGAACAUGGCAGGAAAUUAACUGCAUUGGAAGAGCAAUUGCAGCAUUUUAAAACAUCACGACUUAUUUCUGAAAAGCUAGCUCCAGAAGAUAUAUUUAAAACUUCAACAUCAGGGAAGGGAAAAGAUGACUUGAACUUUAAGGAAGUCAAAUCCAAUCAACGCUCUGGACCAGAAUCACCAAAGCUAGCCAUUUUUUAUGGGAAAUCAGAAUGGAAGCCGUAUUUCAUGCAAUUUAACCAUAUAGCCAGGAAGUAUGAAUGGUCUAAUGAACAAAAAUUAGAUCGUCUAAUUGAAUGCCUCAGAGAUAAGGCUCUAAAAUUUAUGAGUACUCGCCAAGAGACAGUUCAAAAGGACUAUGACAUUUUAGUUCAAAAGUUGAGUCAAAGAUUUGGGAAUAAAGAUUUACCUCACACUAUAAGGCGUCAAUUGCAGGAGGUUAGGCAGUCUAUUGAUGAGUCAAAAGAGGAGUUUCCUGAGAGGAUACAGGAACUAGCAACAUAUGGUUAUCUCAAUACGCCGGAGAAUGUAGUUGAUACUAUACAUGUAGGUGUUGACGCGUUUCUGAAGGGGUGUACUGAAAAGAAAGCAGCGUUAUUUGCCAUGGAGAAAAACCCAAAUACCAUGGAUCAAGCAUUACAAUAUGUUAAGAGCUCCAUUCACAACCAAAAGAUUUUAUUAGGGUAUAGAAAGCCAGAAGUAAAAAGGGUUCAGUUUUAUGAUGACUCAGAUGAAGAAAGUACAGAAUGUUUAGUACGUCAAGUCAAAAAGGCAAAUAAUUCUAGUAUGCAAGACUUACAGAAAAAGUAUGAGACUAUUAAAACAUGA